CCAUGUUCAAGGUGCGUGCUGCUCUCCUACAGAUACUCCAUGUUCAAGGUGGGGCCAGUGCUGUGCCUGAGUCACGGCAUGGGCAUCCCGUCCGUGGGCAUCUUGCUGCACGAGAUCAUCAAGCUCAUGUACCACGCGGGGGUCAAGGACCCCAUCUUCUUCAGGCUGGGCACCUGCGGGGGCAUCGGCAUCGAAGGGGGCAACCUCGUCGUGUCUGAGAGCGCCGUAGAUGGCAUGCUUAACCCCUACCUGGAGCUGCCUGUGCUGGGCAAGCUGCAGCGGCGCCCUGCGCUGCUGGACAAGGCGCUCGCUGCUGAGCUCAAGGACCUCGCCACCGACACCGACCCCUUCACCGUGCACGUCGGCAAGACCAUGUGCACCUACGACUUCUACGAGGGUCAGGGGCGUCUGGACGGAGCGUUCUGUGAGUACACUGAGGCAGACAAGCUGGA
Messenger RNA from Hyalella azteca, 452 nucleotides. Its product is annotated as uridine phosphorylase 1. Gene Ontology annotation, biological process: nucleotide catabolic process; uridine catabolic process. Gene Ontology annotation, cellular component: cytoplasm; cytosol. The record is from RefSeq and is a predicted model, not a curated record. Gene Ontology annotation, molecular function: uridine phosphorylase activity. Lineage: Eukaryota; Metazoa; Arthropoda; Malacostraca; Amphipoda; Hyalellidae.